UUAUUAUUUUAUAUAUAAAUAAUAAUUCCGAAAAUCUCAAAAUUUCUGUACUUUCCCGGUUAUCCUCCUUCCUCUACCUGAAACCCUGCUCGUGUCCAUUCCUUAUCUCUCGCUCUAUCUCUCCGGAACUCUCUUUUAUAAAUGUGUAUAUAUAUGGUAUAUCCAAAACUAAGUUCUUUUUCAGGCUAUCAUUUUCCUCGGUAGCCUCUGUCUCUGCUCUUGCCCACAUUGGAUCUGGGUAUUUUCUUGCUUUCUCUUCAAGGGUUUUGUUCAAUAUUGGGGUUCUCGUAGGAGAUUGGCAUUAUUUGCUGAUCUCUGGUUGAUUAUUACUUUAUUGGUGGAAAGGCACAGGCUUUGAAGACUAGUUGCCUUGCAAUUAUUGAAGAUCUAUAGGUUUCAUUGCAAGUUAAAACUGGAAAGUGUUGCUUACUUGAUGAAGUUUGCUUUUCUAUUGGCGCUGCUCGCCAUAACCAUAAUUUGUCUUGUAAAUUCACAAUCCUGAAGUGGGUUGACUUUGAGGAUUGAAGUUCAUCUGGAAAGAAAGGAGAAGGUAAUAUUGGUAGCUAGAAAUGGAUUAUAAAGAUGGAGAUUUUGAUGUUGAUCUAGAAAAUGGGCUUAGAGUUAACGCUGAAGACCCACACAAAGACUACAUUUCUGUUGUAAAAAUUCAAGCAAAGGAGUUGCUUGGUAAGAUUUAUGGAGUCUUUGUUGAUGGUACAAUAAAUGACGAGGAGGGAUUGAAUUUGUGUCAUAAUGCACCAAGUUCGAAUGGAGUUUCCGUGGAACAAGUGAAGUUGGAAGGUGAGAAGACUGUUGAUCAUGCUGAGAAGAAAGUGGUAAAAGAGAAGCGUAAAAAGAUGAGCAACAAAAAAGCUUCCAAGCCUCCUAGGCCACCAACAGGUCCAACGUUGGAUGCUGCUGACCAGAAGCUCAUCAAGGAGCUUACUGAACUGGCCAUGUUGAAGCGUGCAAAGGUCGAGCGAAUGAAAGCCUUGAAGAAAAUGAAAGCAGCAAAGGCCUCAUCAUCUAAUAGCAAUACGAUUGCUAUGGUGUUCACCGUUCUCUUUUGUCUUGUAAUUGUAUUUCAAGGAAUGUCAUCAAGAGUUGCGUCUGUAAAUUUACCUGGAUCCCCUGUAUCAAUAGAAACAGUGGAGAGUGGUUUAAUUACUGUGCAGUUCUUUGGGAAUCCAUCCGCAAGUAAUCAACCUGGUUCUGGGUCUCCCAAUUCUAUAAAGCCAAUUGCUGGUCAUGAUUCUCCUGAAAUCUGAGAGGAGAUACGGGUUAAAGCAGAGAAAAUCUUGACGUUAUGUCCAAGCUUACAUUUGAGGAAGCAUAUUGCUAGUCCUGGUAGUUCUCAUGCAAGCUUAAUAUAACUUGCACUUCUCGCAUCAAGUGUCCUCUGAAAUUGAAGUUUGGUGGGUUAAAUUAUUCCCUCUUUGUACACUGUUUUAGGAUGGGAAGUGAGUUAAAUUACCAAACUAGUUUCUUAAGUGGCUUCUGAAGGAAAGUAGAGCCAUGUAUUUAGGCCAUGCCACUUUUGCAUGUACCGAGUUGCCUCCUCAGCAACAAAUCCAGCCAAACUAUGUAAUAGUUUGUUAUAUAAGAUUGCUCAGGAAAUGAAAUUCAGAAUUUAGUUGUUUGCCAACUAUUUUUUUGGUGAAA
Molecule: messenger RNA, 1662 nt
Organism: Jatropha curcas
Lineage: Eukaryota; Viridiplantae; Streptophyta; Magnoliopsida; Malpighiales; Euphorbiaceae
Source: RefSeq, a predicted model, not a curated record